Molecule: messenger RNA, 1719 nt
Organism: Bipolaris sorokiniana ND90Pr
Lineage: Eukaryota; Fungi; Ascomycota; Dothideomycetes; Pleosporales; Pleosporaceae
Exons: 4
Coding region: 152-1615 (487 amino acids)
Biological process (GO): transmembrane transport; metal ion transport
Cellular component (GO): membrane
Molecular function (GO): metal ion transmembrane transporter activity
Source: RefSeq, a predicted model, not a curated record
AGACCACAUUUGGCUUCGAGGAUGUCUAUCUCAGAGACCAUUCAUUGAACUUCUCCAAUUUCAUUCCCAACUACUGCUCUCUUAUAUCUUGAAAUUGCCCCAAAUUUCACAGCCAAUUGAAGAGUGCGGCGACCCAGAUACUUCCACCACAAUGGUCGACGUGGCUCCCACAGCUAGCAGUAACAAUACUUCUAAUGGAAUACAAAAUUCUCGAGGGCCAAUUCCAGUGUUACCCACAGAGAUAUUUGACUUAGAUAGUCUUUUGACUUGUCUUCGAGAUAUUCUGAAUGGGAGAAUAUUUCAAGCCUCAGCAGUUAAACAGCUUCUUUCCUCACUGCUUGAAACGAAUUCGGAACCAGUUGCCGGCACAAUUGAACAAAAGCUAAAGGAGGAAACAAAUGGCUAUUACGUUAUAGCAGACAUAGAUACUUUAGGCAACACCUUUUUUCAACCUCCCACGAAAGCUGCUGAAGGAUUGUGGGCACUACUAAAGGGGGGAUCUUCUGGCUAUCUUCCUGACCCAGGUUGGAAAGGACCGCGAAAUAUCUGGUUCUUCUCCCUCAAGUACUACUAUAUUUCAUUUGAAGACCAGGAUGUUUAUCCGGGUCAGCAGUCGGGUCCCUUCCACAAGAAUCUGCCACACCUUCGAAUCUGCCGCGGAAGCUCCUCCGUGGCAUUGAGCUUUUCUGAUACAGAGGGAGCAAAUACGUCUGCUGCACUACCAUGGAGACUCCUAAUCCUCUCUUGCAAUCGGGACCACGCAUCAAGUAGAAAAAUUAAAAACGGAGUGGAAGCAUUUUGCUGGGGCAUUAAUAGUGAAUUGAGGAAGGUCAGGAGGUGUCUUAGGGAAGUGGCAGCUCAGAUAUCCUCGGUUUCUGCACCCUCGGACGACUUUCUCUUCAAUAAUGAGGUGCGAGAAUCUCUCCUGUUCGAAAACAAGGAUUUCACAAACUCACGGACUUACUUCUGGGCUCUUCAAUCCUUGCGUCUCGUCAACGAGUGUAUUGCUUCAAUUAUUAGAAUUUGGGACAUAUAUGACAAAGCAUCAUUUCUGAAUCUUCUCAAUACGGGCGACGAUGGAAUAAGCCACACACCUCCAAGUUCAGAUGGCGAAGCGGCUGCGACAAGAACUGCGUCCAUACCUUACCUAAAUGAGAUUCAAAAACAAAUGACUCAGCUCGCCUGCAUGAUAAAAGAUAACAGCGCUAAGCAGGAGGAGAUACGGGCACUGCGCGACGGUCUUUUUAAUGCCUCUUCAGUCCUUGAAACGCGCACCACUGUCGCACAAGGCAAAAAUAUCCACGUGCUCACGCUUAUCUCCAUGGUGUUCUUGCCUGCUAGCUUUGCAACAUCCAUCUUUGGCAUGCAGUCUAUUCUACCAACAUCGACAAGUCUCACGACAUUUGCAAUUGUCAUGAUAUGUGUUUGCGGGCCGGCAUAUCUGAUUAUAUUAGUAUUGAGUAGAGGACUAAAAGGGGCUGGUGAUGUUUGGAAGAAGACAGCGAAGUUUUGGGAUGGACGUUGCAAAGUUGAUGGAAAAAAAUGGUUCGACGGGACGAAGACGAUGAUGAGGAAGAAAAGAAACAAACAAAAGGAUACUGAGAAGGGUAUAUGAUGUUAGACGUUGAUGUGGAUGUCAGAUAUCCCCUGGCUAGCAGGUCGAUUCAACGCUUAUGAAUUACUACACUGUAGUUAAUCGGAAUUGUAUUUCAUCCUCCU